This is a messenger RNA of Porites evermanni, 4711 nucleotides long. Lineage: Eukaryota; Metazoa; Cnidaria; Anthozoa; Scleractinia; Poritidae. The record is from the annotation of a GenBank genome assembly.
AUGCAAAGCUAUGAAGCAAGAGCUGAAGACGAACUUUCUUUUGACAUUGGUGUUACGCUCAAAAUUGUGGAAAAAAACUUGGAUGGAUGGUGGCUAGCCAGGUAAACAAUGAUGGAAUUUUUCCUGCAAGUUGUUAUUGUCGUUGCAUAUUUGCAAUAAUAAAUUAAUUAAGUGGUUUACGAACAAUGCCGCCAUUACACUGAAAUCUUCCAAAAUUCAAAGCGCGAUUGCUUUUUCAUUACAAAGGCUCGUUCAGUGUUCUCCUCCUUUACACUAUGCCAAAAGACGUUGCAUCUCAUUUUACUUUCCUCAACUCUAUCGAUUUCUCGUGUGGCGGAACAAUAUGUUUUAAACCCAAUCUACCAUGUACUUUUCCCGGCGCUUACAAAAUCGCUCAACAAAAUAUGAAGUGAUACAAACAAGCUUAAGCAAUAUUUAAAAAACUCAUCCCAUUUUGCACUUCUGUACUGAAGAUACCAAGGUAAAGAAGGCUGGGUGCCUGCAGUGUUUUUGUCAAGAGUAGUUGAUUCUGAUGAUUCUUCGCCUUCAUUGAGUGGAAAAAUGUGUGGACUUGGGGAUAUCGUGUCCUCUGAAGGGGGUAGGUGCUUUGUUACACAAUAACAUUUUAUAGUGACAAUUUUUGAACAUUUUAUUCGCCCUGUGUAGCAACUCGGAUAUUAAAUUUUCAUGGAUCUGAGAGAUCGACACGCGCAUUUCAGUCAUGUAAAUAAAUAACGAAUGUUUAUGUUUUCGUUUCGAUCCUUGUGGUACUCCUGUUUUGAUAGCUUGAUAGUAUCCCUAUGCAGAUUUGAUACAAAGGCAUCAAUUAUAACAUGUAAUUUAUUUUUAAAGACUGUAGGUGUUGGUCUGGCUGCUAUGGGAAUCGUACUCGGGCCUACCCCCGUAAUACCUACCCGACAAUUACGCUAACCAUUCGGUUGCUUCCCAUAUAAUCCAUGUAGCAUUAUUUGACGAAUUUCUUGAUUUUUCUUUCUCAUCGUAGUUUUCGAAAAUGGUGAUAGUGAGAGAGGAAGAAGAUCACUCCCCAUUAGGCGAAGCAUGGUAAGGUUCUUUCAUGGUCAAUAUUGUCUUCAAACUCUCUUAACGCCUGAUAAAAAUAAUACAGUCAAACCCCUCUUUCGGGACACCUCAUUAUUACGGACAGCUGACUGUGUCCCUGGGGACAGAAAGCCCUUAACAUUUUCUCGAAAUUCAACCCGCUCAAUACGGAUAUCCCGUUAAUACGGACGGCCCCCUCAGUGUCUGUUUUAGCUGGGUUUGAUUGUAAUAUUGUAUAGGUGAUUUGAAUUCCUAAGACACCUUCCAUUUUCAUCCAGUGUUGCUUUUAAUCGCUACGAUCUUUCUUCCUUUGUAUAGUUUCUGUAGAGAAGUUAUUAGGAGCGAGUUAUUAAACAGCCUUAAGAUAAGGAUCCGUUCUUUCUCUCGGCAUUAAAUCGUUGGAUUUUAUGUCUCUUUCCCGUGAAAACUGGAGCUAAACUGUCAAACGUGUUCCAUAUCACUUAAAGUACGGAAGGUCAAACUGGGGUUAAUUGGAAGAAGAUUAUAUAACCACAUGUUUUUUUCGAAAAAAAAAAAAAAAAAAAAAAAACCAAAUUUUUUUUAAAUUUUUUUUUUUUAAAUACAAAAAAAACAUACAUUUAUAUUUAAGUGUGAGCUUUUUUUAUUUCUUUUUAGAAAAUUAUUUUGUUUUUUAUUUUUUUUUUUUUUUUUUACAAUUUUUAUAUAAACAGUCUUAAGAUUAUAAUCCGUUCUUUCUCUCGGCAUUAAAUAUUUGGAUUUUAAUUCUUUUCCCCGUGAAAAAUGGAACUAAACUGUCAAACUUGUUCCAAAAACAUUAAAAAACGGAAGGUAAAACUGGGGUUAAUUGGAAAAAAAUUAAAAAACCCCAUUUUUUUUUCAAAAAAAAAAAAAAAAAAAAAAAAACCCAAAUGAUUGUCAAUUUUUCUUGCUAACGGACCAAUAAAGCAGGCGUUGAAAGAACCGUCUGAACUUUUCCUUCUCUCUUUCAGGUAACUUCUUUCUUUUGCAAUUUGUUAAUUUCGAUCCAAAAUUUUGUGAAUCACUCGAGAAAGCUUUCUUAGAUUUACUGUGCGGAGCAGGAAUUCAAGUUUUAAAAACAGGCGUUUCUUGUGCAAUGUCGUUUUUAGCAAAAAUUCGACUGAGAUUGAAUAAAAAAGGUUGUGUUUAUAAUAUUGUUCAAGGAUAUUCCCAACUUUUGCUAGUCGUUGCGAUAACACAAAGAACAGUUGCGAAAGAAGUAAUAGCGUACUGACACUUCUUACCAGAAUUUUGGGCAGUAUAUGGCCUAACCAAUUCUUCAGUUGCAACAAAGAAAAUCGCUGAAAAUGUAGUUGAAUUUCUGGAGGUGGAAAAACUUUGCGAACAAGCAUCUCCUGUGCAGCAUUUUCCAGCAAUUCAUAAGAGAGCAGUUUCCGGAGAGGUCAGGAAAAUUCAAACGUUUAUAAAUUUCCCAGCAAUUGCAUCUUGAGAUACUUAAAAUGUUAUUGGUCCGUUCCCGAAAAAAUAUGUGAACGAGAGUCUUUUUUUUUUUUUUUUUUUUAAAAAAAACGUGAUUAAAAAAUUUUCUUCCAAGUCCCCGGUUCGAGAAUGCCAACGAAAAAAAACCUCUUUUAUUUUUUAUUUUACUUCUUGUUUUAAGGAAUUGCCAAAAAUCUUUUUAAUUAUUUUUUUAAAAAAAUUUUUUUCUUAAUUAUUUCCUCUUUACGGCCAUUUUUUUUUUGCUUUUAUACUUAUUUCUCCUCCACCCUUCCAAAAAGUUGUGUAAUUGUUGGUGGAGGAAAAACAUUUUGAAAAAAGAUUGCGUUGGUAAGGUUUUUUAACAAUUGAAAAAAGGACCGUUUUCCGGGGGGUUAGGAAAAAUUAAAAGUUUUUAAAUUUUCCCAAAAAAAAAAUUUUAAAAAUUUUAAAUUUUUUUGGUCCGUUCUCUAAAAAAAAUUUGAAAGAGAGUUUUUUUUUUUUUUUUUUUUUUCAAAAAAACGUGAUUGAAAAAUAUUCUUCCAAGUGCCCGGUUCGAGAAUGCGCACUGACAAAACACUCAUUGAAUUCUUAGUAUACGUCAUGUUGUAAGGAAUUGCUCAAAAUCAUUUUAAUUAAUUUUCUAAAUCAAGUUUUUGCCUAAUUAAUUCCUCCUUACGGACACUUUAUUAUAGCCUUAUAUACUCAUACUACUGCGACCUUCCCACAUCAAACUUCAAAUCUCUACUACACUUCAAAAACGGGUUGCAAGAAUAAUGUUGAGAAGUGCUUUCGAUGCUCACACUUACUCUAAGACUUACGAAUUCUGGAUCUUGAGAGUAUAUACAAACUUAGAAUAGGGAAAUUUAUGUAUCAAUACAAAUACGGCUCACUUUCUGAUUGCUUCAAUAACAUGUGUUCUGUGACACGCCAGGUCCAUUCGUAUGGCACUAUGAUAUCGACUCUUUUAUUUACCCCAUUGCAGGACUAAUAUAUAAGUAAUUUCUCUAUCAGUUUCCAAGGUCCUAAAUUCUUCAACUCUCUAAGUUUUGAAAUUCAAAAUGCAACAAGUAUCGCUGCCUUCUUUUGCUGUAAGCUGAAAGCAAUUUUCAUUUUCAUUUUUUCCCAAUUUUCCCUUUCCCUUCGCUUUUUUAGCCUUACUAUGAUUAAUACAAUUCUGCUAUUGAUUUUUCCAUAUUUACUUUUUGUUAUACUUCGUUGUUACUAAUAGUUAAUUGAGGGAGCCUAUUCCCUAUAAGCUCGGGGGUUUCCCUUGGGCUUGCUCGCCAUAUGGGCAAAGCUUUUUAAUAUUUAAAAGCUGUUCUUGUUUUGUAUAUAUUAUAUUAGUAAAACAAUAAACUUGAAACUUUGUUUUUACAAUUUUAUUGUCGCUUCCCAUCUCAGGUUCAGCGAUCGAUAAAAAAGAAGCCAAAUAAAAAUACCACUCCUCAUCAGUUCAGUGAAACAAGGACAGCAGAGGAACAAAAUCAGGGAGAUACGAUGUCCUUUUCCAGUGGAUAUCAUUCCUAUUCAAGCAGCAGUCUCUUCUCCCUCGUGUCAGAUGUUUUUGUACCUGAAGAAGGAAGUGUUGAGGUAAUACCGGAUAGUUUUGAUAGUUGUGUGGUAAGCACUGCUUCAAAACAAGUUUCCUCUCCCUCAAAUGUUGUUACAACAUUAGCGCGGGCUGGGAAAACAUCCGGGUCUUCUAUGAAUGGAAGUGCAUUGACCUUAGGAAGAAGAAGUAAAUCUCUUGGACGCAGUCCCCAGCCGAGAACUGAUGAAAUUAAAGCAACUCCUGUAGAGUCCAUCUCUGAAAAGGAGCAAGAAAAUGAUUCCCAGAACACGAGGUAUCAAGCCAUGUACACGUACAUCUCUCAAGAGAAAAACGAAAUUACCAUCAACGAGGGAGACAUAGUGGAGGUAAUUAAGCGGAGCAGCAAUGGCUGGUGGCUUUUAGUCUCAAACAAUCAACUGGGCUGGGGUCCAUCAAAUUACUUGCAGUCAGUGUAAAUGGGCGGAAAGUACCUUUAGAAAUGGAAACCCUGGACACUUUGCUAAUCAGGGAAAGUUUACUUACUGGGUGGAAAUAAGACAGCAUUUAACAGGAUUAUUCUUUUCUAGGUGUUGUUAUUAUCAAGGUACUAGUUCGGGGAUUGCAACGGGUGCAGAAACUUGGACCUUGUUGUAUCGAGAAGAAGAAUGUGAAUUUAAUUGA